AUGGCGCAACUUUCAACUGAUGCUAUGGCUCAUGCCUCGGCAGUUGCCGAUGACAGCGAUACAAAGCCUAGCUCCUGGCAUGGGGCUGGAGCUGCUGCGUUUGACCUUCGAAGCGAUACAAUGACCAAGCCUACCCCAUCUAUGCUCGCCGCCAUUUGCCAAACGACUCUCCUCGAUGACGUUUUCAACGAGGACCCAGUCACCAACGAGCUGCAGCGUUAUGUUGCCGAAAUAACAAAACAUGAAGCGAGUCUAUUGGUUCUUUCUGGAACAAUGGGAAACCAGGUAGCUAUUCGUUCGCAUCUUGCGCAGCCACCGCAUGCAGUGUUAUGUGAUUAUCGAUCCCAUAUCAUUUGCUAUGAAGCAGGUGGUGUGAGCGCAUGGACUGGAGCCACCAUGCAGACUGUGGUGCCCAAAAACGGGGUCCACUUGACUUUGGAGGACAUCCAGAAGCAUGCAGUCCUCGAUGAUGACAUCCACCAUUGCCCCACGAAACUGAUUAGCUUGGAGAAUACACUUGAUGGAAUGAUAAUGCCGCUCACUGAGGUUAAGCGUAUUGUGGAAUGGGCUCAUUCUAAUGAUAUCAAGGUUCACCUCGACGGUGCCCGUUUGUGGGAGGCUGUCGCGGCUGGUGCAGGAAGCUUGCCCGAAUAUGCUAGUGUGUUCGAUAGCGUCAGUCUUUGCUUUUCCAAGGGCCUGGGUGCUCCCAUUGGAAGUAUCAUUGUUGGCUCUCAAGCGUUCAUUAAAAAAGCACGCUGGUUCCGUAAGUCUAUUGGUGGCGGUGCCCGCCAAACGGGUGUAAUUGCAGCCGCCGCCCAGAUUGCACUUAAUGAAACUUUCGGCACAGACCUCACAGGGAAGAGUGGAAAGCUUGCAGCAACUCAUGAAAAAGCCAAGCGAGUUGCUGACCUAUGGACCAGCCGUGGUGGAAAGCUGGACAAACCUUUGCAAACAAAUAUGGUCUGGCUGGAUCUCGAGGGUUCCGGAGUUGGGCCGAAUGACUUGACUGAGAUUGGCCAGGAAAAUGGGCUGAGAUUGAUGGGUGGUCGCGUUGUGGUGCAUUACCAGGUAUCGGACGAAGCGAUCACAAGGCUGGAGCAAGUAUUUGAUACCGCACUCAAGGGUGAUUAUAAGCGCAGCGAGGAUACCAGCAAGCCAUAUGGAAGUAGAUAG
This is a messenger RNA of Penicillium soppii, 1173 nucleotides long. Its product is annotated as threonine aldolase GLY1. The transcript is spliced from 3 exons. Lineage: Eukaryota; Fungi; Ascomycota; Eurotiomycetes; Eurotiales; Aspergillaceae. Gene Ontology annotation, biological process: glycine biosynthetic process; L-threonine catabolic process. The record is from RefSeq and is a predicted model, not a curated record. Gene Ontology annotation, molecular function: L-allo-threonine aldolase activity. Gene Ontology annotation, cellular component: cytosol. The coding region runs from base 1 to 1173 and encodes 390 amino acids.